AUGAUUCUAUCGAGAGAGCCGAAUGUGAAUGUGACCGAUCAGAAUGGUCUGUCGGCGUUGAGUAUCGCGGCGCGUGAGGGUUAUUUUGAGAUCGCGGAGCAGCUGAUGCAGUGUGGUGCGUACGUGAACGUGUCGGAUCGGUUCGGUAAUUCGAUAUUGGCGAGUGCGGUACGAUCGGGGAAUGUGAAUAUUGUGAAGAUGUUGUUGGAUCGACAUGCGGACGUGAAUGCGAGAGAUUCGGCGAGUUUUGAGAAUCGGACAGCACUACAUUUGGCCAUUGAUAAAUCGUUUACGGAUAUGGUUUUGGUGUUGUUAGAGAAGAAACCGAAUUUGGAGUUGAAGAAUAAGGUGAAAUUGAGAUUUUUUGUUAUUAGCUGCAGACGUGGUGGGCGGGGCUUAUGA
This is a messenger RNA of Anisakis simplex (herring worm), 402 nucleotides long. Lineage: Eukaryota; Metazoa; Nematoda; Chromadorea; Rhabditida; Anisakidae. The record is from the annotation of a GenBank genome assembly.